GAUCCGUUGGUAGAAAAUUUCUUUAAAAUCACCAAAUAUUUCUCAAACAAAACCUAACCAACCCAAUCCCACUCUUAAUCUUCUGUUCGGAUAACAGAUCGACCGAUAAGACUAAUCAAUCACUCUGUUCGGAUAACAGAUCGACCGAUAAGACUAAUCAAUCACUCUUAUUCAGUGAUGUAAGCUAACAAUCAACACCCUCCUCCCUCCUCUUUCAAGGAUUCAAGAAGAUGAUGAAGAUGAAGAUGUUUGUAGGAUAUGUACAAAUCCAGGUGAUUCUGAAAACCCUCUAAGAUACCCAUGUGCUUGUAGUGGAAGUAUUAAAUUUGUACAUCAAGAUUGUCUUCUUCGGUGGCUUAAGUACAGCAAUGCUCGUCGGUGUGAGGUCUGCAGAUAUCCCUUCUCUUUCUCUCCUGUUUUCGCUGUCAGAGAAGAUGAAGAUCCUGUUCCUUUUGACGACCUUGUCGGCAUGCAAUUAGGACCCGUUGUUCAUAUUGUUAAAUUUGCUUUCGCUGUCCUAGCAAGCAAUGUGAACAUCCUCGGUGCAGUGAUCAUUCUACCCUUUUCAAUAGGACGCAUCAUUCUCCAUUUCAUGUGUCGGUGUUCCGCUGCCACUACUGCAGCUCCCAUGUUUUGGAUGUUCUCCAUAGCUGGUUUGUCUGUUUUCGCAAGUUCAUCUUCUCAAACAGGAGGUGAGGAUGGUAUGCGUUCUCAAUGCUGUGUUGGAAAACCACUAGUAGAUUCUAGUUCACGGCCAUCUGAUGCUAUUGUUCUUGCAACUGGAUACAUGUUUCUUGUUUCUAUGGUGUUUUUCUAUCUUGGUAUCGUUGCUAUGUUAAGCUACGUUAAAGGGCAGGCUGUGAUCACGGGGAAACUUUACGGCAUCAAUUAUAUAGCAAAUACCAUUACAUCCCUUGUCAGACAGUAUGUGAAGACAAUGAUGUACUUCGUCAUGAGCAUGGUUAGGGUUGCAUUCCUUCUUGUCGUUGAGCUUGGGGGUUUUCCUUUGAUAUGCGGGUGGUGGCUGGAUGCUUGCACUUUUAGGAUGCUUGGGAAGACAUUGUCGCUUUUGGCGGAGUUCUCUUCAUUGACGAGCUCCUUGAUACAUUGGAUUGUAGGAAUUAUUUACUUGCUACAGAUCGGUGUUUACGCUUUUGGAAUAUGCGACGCAGGGGCACAAAAAUUAGUGACACUGAAGUGCAUUCACUUGUUUGUAAAUUAUUGAUGCUUUGAUUGAUGAACAGUGUUGAAUCAAGAUGUACGUACCCUACAUAUUUAGCAUAACUGCUCUGUCUUUCCAGGUCCA
Messenger RNA from Papaver somniferum (opium poppy), 1306 nucleotides. RefSeq names its product probable E3 ubiquitin ligase SUD1. The transcript is spliced from 4 exons. Bases 470 to 1225 code for a protein of 251 amino acids. Gene Ontology annotation, cellular component: endoplasmic reticulum membrane. The record is from RefSeq and is a predicted model, not a curated record. Lineage: Eukaryota; Viridiplantae; Streptophyta; Magnoliopsida; Ranunculales; Papaveraceae.